AUGAAGCCUGCAGGACUAUCGGCAACAUUCAUUAUGGUCUUCUUACUGCCCUACAAACCCUCCACCGAAGCUGCUCGCGCCGAGCUGCGCCUUGCCAGACUCGCCCUGAGGAUGCAUGCAAGCAAGACCGACUUGCGUUUUGCAACCGAGGACCAGAAGAAGCAGUACGCACGCCUGCUCAAUGCCAAUGUUUGCAAGUACAGCAGCGAGGACAAGAUCUACAAAUUGAUAUUGAGAGCGACACUCCUCUCAUGGGAGCUGCGAAAUCAGGCCAGGGCCGAUAUCCAAGCCGUGAAUGCGCAAAAACCAUGGCUACACUCGGAUUUCCACAAGCAACCCUACGAAGAGCUCGAGAUCAAAUUCAAAUACACCAAGGCCCCCACGCACACAUGCUCGACACAAGAGAUUGGAAUCGCCCCGCCUCAGAUCUCAACCGGUGCCAACAUGGAACUGUGCGAUAAACUGGCCAAGGCGUCCAUCCGUGCCGUCCCCAAUAGCAACGACCGGAAAAUCGAGGAUGUCACGCUCUGGAUUCAGAGUGUCGAGGCGACGAGAAGAACAGGAAAUGUCCAAGACGCCGCGCAUGCCGAUGCUGCCAGGGCGAAAGAGGGGGAAAAGCUCUAG
Messenger RNA from Pyricularia grisea, 624 nucleotides. RefSeq lists its product as uncharacterized. NCBI's taxonomy places the organism in Eukaryota, Fungi, Ascomycota, Sordariomycetes, Magnaporthales, Pyriculariaceae. The transcript is spliced from 2 exons. The record is from RefSeq and is a predicted model, not a curated record. The coding region runs from base 1 to 624 and encodes 207 amino acids.